This is a messenger RNA of Amorphotheca resinae ATCC 22711, 1155 nucleotides long. RefSeq lists its product as hypothetical. The transcript has 3 exons. Gene Ontology annotation, biological process: inner mitochondrial membrane organization. Bases 1 to 1155 code for a protein of 384 amino acids. The record is from RefSeq and is a predicted model, not a curated record. Gene Ontology annotation, cellular component: mitochondrial inner membrane. NCBI's taxonomy places the organism in Eukaryota, Fungi, Ascomycota, Leotiomycetes, Helotiales, Amorphothecaceae.
AUGCGCGGUCGAAUCCCGCUCGAGACUGUCGCUCGAGGCUUUCUGCGGCCUCGAUGGCAUGGCCUUGGAGCCCAAAGCCGUCGAGCUAUCCAGAUCAGCGCAACACCGACAACGGAAUCCCCCAUACUCAGUGGAGAUGUUCUCAGUAACGCAAUCAACGCGUCUACGGACCCUACAGAUGCGCGAUUCGAAGUUCUAGGCGCUCCCUACUCUCUUUUGUCGGUUUCAUUAUCAGCAUCCCAAAAGCUGUACACUAGGAGGGGCACAUUGGUUGGACUCACUGGGAAAGCAGAAAAUGCGCAAUCUACACUCUCCAUACUUGAGCCUUUCCGACGAGCAGUACUUGGCAUACCUUUCCUGUACCAACGACUUUCCGCAACGACUCCUAUAACUGCCCUUAUCUCUACCAAAUCACCCUUCACUUCUUUUACUGUACUGCACCUCAAUGGAACAGUGGACUGGAUGGUUGCGCAACGGAAGGCGUUGCUGGCCUGGACUGGACAUACGCUCUCUGUCACUCCCACUAUCAACAAAGGUAUGAGCAUCGCUCAUUGGGGGAAUUCGCAGAUCACUGGGAGAGGUCUCGUAGCUUUGGCCGGUCCGGGACAAAUCUACCAAGUUACAUUGAAGGCAGGAGAGGAAUAUGUCGCACACCCGGCAAAUGUUGUGGCGUACACUGUCACGCAACACCCACCUCUGCCGUACCGGCUGAAGUCGUCUAGUCUACGUUUCCAGGUGCCGAGUCUGGGGCUGGGUUAUCUACUACCAGACAUUAAGUUCUUCAGGAACAUGAAGCAAACAAAGUCCUGGAAAGCUGUCGCAACUCUGCUGUUCAGUUUGAGGACAGCGGCACGAAGAACGAUCUGGGGAGACCGACUGUUCUUGCAGUUUCAUGGGCCAACCACAAUCUUGAUGUCUUCGAGAGCAUCUCGUAUUAGUGAUGUUCUAACAUCGAGGGAUGUGAACGAGAUUGCGGAUUCCCCUCCUGGUGCUGUACAGUCAGCGGUGACUCUGGAAACUAAGCCGAAGGACGAGCCUGUAGAGGAGACGAAAAAGAUAGCGGAUGUGCCUACCGGCUUCCAAUUUGUAGAGGUUGGCAAAGGCGGGAAGGUCAAGUUUGAGGAUUCUCAAAAGGAUAAGGCAACUGUACGGUAG